This is a messenger RNA of Mercenaria mercenaria, 444 nucleotides long. Its product is annotated as probable inactive tRNA-specific adenosine deaminase-like protein 3. The record is from RefSeq and is a predicted model, not a curated record. Gene Ontology annotation, molecular function: tRNA-specific adenosine-34 deaminase activity. Gene Ontology annotation, cellular component: nucleus; cytoplasm. Bases 1 to 444 code for a protein of 147 amino acids. The transcript is spliced from 5 exons. Lineage: Eukaryota; Metazoa; Mollusca; Bivalvia; Venerida; Veneridae.
AUGUUACUCAACUUACAAAUCAGUCGUCUGCUAUCUGGCACAUUCUUUACAGACAAAGAGUUGAGAGUAAUCAGCAGUCAUAUUACAGAGGCAAUCAAAAUGGCACAACUAGCUAAACACAGCAAACAGAAACCUAUAGGAGCUGUAAUAGUGGACCCGUUAACAGACAUGGUGAUAGCAAAGGCUUAUGACAUACGAGAAGGUUCUCAUCCUCUUCAUCAUGCAACAAUGGUGUGUAUAGACUUGGUAGCUAAAUCACAGGGUGGAGGAAUGUGGAAAUAUCCACAAGAGACUGACUUGUAUUCUGCUGAGCCAGAUGUAAAAGAAAGUAAAACAGGACCAUAUUUAUGUACAGGAUAUCAUAUGUAUGUAACACAGGAUCCUUGUGUCAUAAGUAAAGGUGAGAGACAGAAGUAUGACAUUUACAAUGACCAGUCACAAUAG